This is a messenger RNA of Canariomyces notabilis, 297 nucleotides long. RefSeq lists its product as uncharacterized. The transcript has a single exon. NCBI's taxonomy places the organism in Eukaryota, Fungi, Ascomycota, Sordariomycetes, Sordariales, Chaetomiaceae. The record is from RefSeq and is a predicted model, not a curated record. The annotation marks the transcript as partial.
GUGCCGGUAUACAUGAUCUCGAGCCAGAAUGGCAUGCGGUCUGGUGUCCUUCUGAGCGGCCUCGGCUACAUCCCUUCAACAAAAGGCCGAUAUUGUUGUCUAGUCUGGACGUUGGUGCUAGCCUCGGGUGGUUUUAAGAAAGGAGAAUGCGGGUCGAUAGUUGUCGACAAAGAGACUUUCAGAGUCUACGGCCACUUGAUUGGCGCAGAUGAGGACCUUGGCUUCGGCUACAUUGUUCCACUAGCGAGGACCAUUGAGCAAAUCAGGGAGGCCUUCAACACCGACCGUGUCUCGUUG